This is a messenger RNA of Macrosteles quadrilineatus (aster leafhopper), 790 nucleotides long. RefSeq names its product outer dense fiber protein 3-B-like. NCBI's taxonomy places the organism in Eukaryota, Metazoa, Arthropoda, Insecta, Hemiptera, Cicadellidae. The transcript has a single exon. The record is from RefSeq and is a predicted model, not a curated record. The coding region runs from base 1 to 711 and encodes 236 amino acids.
AUGGUGAGAGUUCAUGGUCCUGGGCCCAAAUAUGCCUUACCCUCGACUAUUGGGGCCGGUCAGCUUGAUCCGACACUAGCACAAGCUCCUGCGUUUUCAUUUGGAGUCAGAACAGUUGGGUAUGGUAGAGUUAGAGCCAAAGCUCCUGGGCCAAAAUAUGACACUCGAGGCUUCACUCAACAUGGCAAAUUGACAACCCAAGAAACAUCAAUGCUGGACAGAUGGAAAAGUUCCAGAUUAGGUCGUACUCCAGGACCGAAAUAUGACAACUCCACAAAGUUAGUAGAGCCAUCACCUCCUGCUUAUUCAUUUGGGAAUAAAAGGGCCGAUCUUCGCAAAUCAAAAGUUGGUCCUGGACCAAAUAAAUAUGCUCCACCGACAAGCAUCGGUCCAAGCAUUCCCGAUUUAAAAGCAGAACCGGCAUUUUCAAUUUUGGGUCGUAACUUUUUUAAAACAAAGCAACUAACUCCAGGACCUAAAUAUAUGUUGCCUGAAAAUAAUGUUUACCUGAAAACACCUCCUCGUGUCCCUAUCCUUGGACGACUGCAUCAGAAGUAUAAAUCUGGAACCCCGGGGCCCAAAUACAACCCCAUUCCUACAUAUGAAAAACGAGAAGCUCUGAAAGGAAUCAGCUUUGGUGUGCAACAUUCUCCUGAAAAACACUUGGUCUAUCUCCCUGAAGACAAAGCUCAAGACACAUUUGUGUUUUAGAAGUCUGAAAACUUAAUCAUUUUAGAUAAUACAUACAAAAUAACAGAAGUUUUAUAAAAAUAUAAUACGUAAUUAAUGA